AUGUUGCCGCUCAUGCUAAUAUACGCUGGACUCUUUUUCACACUAGUCGCGGGAGACAGCGUCAAUACCAUCUCGCAGAAACUGGUAUGCCGGACAGCACUGAAGACAUCCUCGGGCUCUGGUGGAAGGACGACUAGUUCAACGACCAUCCAUCUAUCUAGGACUGUAACUCAUGUUGUCACUCCGACAUUGACUAUCACUCCCCCAGUCUCCACGACCACCAAGAAGACGACAAUUACACAGACAUCAACAGCAACAUUCCCGCAGAGUACGAACGCAUUUUCUACCACGCUGUCGUUCACGGCUACGAGCACGGCAUACACGACCCUGAUCAGCACCAGUACAUCGUCAGUGACGCAAACCACAACGAGCACUUUUGCCACAACCACCAUUCAACCCUCUUCUGGAUUUGUGCCCAUAUCUUCUGCCCUGGCCGCUGCAGGUCACGCCGCAGCCAAGCGGGCGAGACGUGGUGUUGAUAUGGUCCAUAGGGAUGUCGCUGCAGUCGAGAAGCGAAAAGCCCAUCAACAGAUCGUCUGUGGCGACGAUGGCAGCAUCACGUACACUCCUCGGCAGUACCAGGGUGCAGUAACAUGCUAUCAACGCAUCCAAGUGGUGACCACCAAGACCGUCACAUCCACAGCUCAAAAGACCAAGACCAUCACAGCGCACCGAUUAACCACCACAAUCACUCGAAGGCUCGUCGCAUCUCUACGCAAUCUGCUGUAA
Messenger RNA from Sphaerulina musiva SO2202, 729 nucleotides. RefSeq lists its product as uncharacterized. The transcript is spliced from 2 exons. Bases 1 to 729 code for a protein of 242 amino acids. NCBI's taxonomy places the organism in Eukaryota, Fungi, Ascomycota, Dothideomycetes, Mycosphaerellales, Mycosphaerellaceae. The record is from RefSeq and is a predicted model, not a curated record.